CACAAUCAUGAAUUGCACCAAAAAAUAGCUGCAGAGAGACUGGUAAAGAGAAUUUUGAACCUAAUUCAACACGUGUACGUACUACGUUGCGUCAUCAGUGCGCGACCGCAGCAUCAGAAUGCUGACAUGGCCGCGUCUAUCGAGCUGAGACUCACUUUAUAUAUCUGUCUUGUUUUUAUCCUGGGAUUUUGUUCCGUCUCCGCGCUCAUUGAGGGACUGUACUGCGGGACUCAAAGCUGUUAUGACGUGCUGGGAGUUUCGCGCGACUCCAGUAAAGCUGAGAUCGGACGCGCGUACCGCCAGCUGGCCCGGAGAUAUCACCCGGACAGAUAUCAGCCCGGAGAGACCGACGACUCCCGCGAAACCGCGCACCAAAAGUUUCUGCUGGUCGUUACUGCUUACGAGACACUCAAGGAUGAAGAGUUACGUAAGGACUAUGACUACAUGCUGGACCACCCAGAGGAAUACUACAGCCACUACUACACCUACUACAGGAGAAGACUUGCUCCCAAAGUAGACGUUAGGAUAGUGAUUCUUGUAACUAUUUGUGCAAUUUCACUGUUUCAGUAUUACAGCUGGUGGAGUAGUUAUACAGAAGCCAUCAACUACCUGAUGACCGUUCCCAAAUACCGCAUCCAGGCUACUGAGCUGGCCAAGCAGCAAGGUCUGCUGAAUAGAACCAAAGAGAAGGGCAAGAACCGGCGCUCCAAAGAGGAGAUCCGUGAAGAGGAGGAGCAGAUUAUCAGAGACAUCAUCAAGACCAAGAUAGACAUCAAAGGCGGCUAUCAGAAGCCCAAUGUAUCUGAUAUUCUGCUUUGUAAAAUCAUUCUGUUCCCUUACCAUCUGUGCACAUAUGUGGCAUGGAACUUCUCGUGGUUUUACCGUUUCACCAUUUGCAGGGAGGAGUAUGGGGAUGAGGAGAGACUUUACAUUAUCCGCAAGUACAUGAAGAUGUCACAGGCUCAGUUUGAUAGUUUGGACAACAGCCUGAUAGAGACAUUUCUCAAGCAGCAGCUCUGGAUCAAAGAGAAUUAUGAGGCCUACAGAGAGGAGCAGGAGGAAGAGAUGAAGAUGAAGAUGGCCACAGACUCUCGAUGGAAACGCUACAGGCGUUGGAUGAAGAGUGAGGGGCCUGGACGCAUCACUUUUGCUGAUGAUUGACCUCACAUGAACAGAGAUCCGUCCCAGAUGCACGUCUAGCCUGAACAGCCUGAGCUCAUGUGUGCAAUUACACACAGCUCUGUGCGUCCUUGUUUACAAUAGACUGACAAUGUGCACGUCAUUUACAAGGCUGCCUUUUCUCAUAUAAUGACAAUAAAGGCUUUUUGAUUGUACCUAUUGAGGAACAUUGCGUAGGAGGAAAAGACUGUUGGAAACAUAAAGUAAAAUAACUGUGUAAUAACAUUGUGUGCUGUUUUACCAGGAGAAAUAUGAUCACAGGCUGUAGAAACCCAGUGUUAUAGUUUGAAAAAUGCCUCAUUUCAAACACUGAAAGGCUUUGUGUCUCUCUCUCUUUCUGUCAGCUAUAAAUGUUAUGUCACCCGAUGCUGUGCUUGUGCACUGAAGGCAUAUUUUUUUCCCCUCUUUCUUUCUUCCUUUCUUCCUUCCUUUUUUUUUUUUUUUUUUUUGCAUGUAUAAAAUCAAAUCUAAUUUUUCAGUUACAGGCUUUGGUACUGAAAUAAAGUUUUAUAGUUUAUGGUUUGGUUAGUAAGACUUGGUUACCUUUCCUGUUCAUGAGCAUCCUGGUGACAUAAAUGAUAUCACUUUAAAACAGUGCAGACAUAAAAGAUUGUCAUGCAGUAGAUAUAAUAAUAUUUUAUCAGUAAUUUAUCAUAUUGUUAUCUGUGCAUUACCAACGGUGCACAUAAAAAGGUUUAUCCCCCAAUGACUUUUCAUUGAUUCAAGGUAGUUUGUUUUUGACUAUGUGCCUUCAAUGAAUGCUUGUAAUUAGUGGAGUCACGAUAAAUCGAUUCGUGAAUCGAUUCUGAGAUUUUCUUGAAUUCGGAAAAUUGCAGAAUAGGUCCAUGAAUCGAUUUAUCGUGACUCCUCUACUUUCCAUUUCUAUGGAAUUUCAAACGUUUUUCCUCGCUUGUAAGAAUUUAUUUUCCUGAAAUCUGUCUAGUAGAAACAAUGCUAUUAAAAGUAUAUUCUAGAAAGUACCACAAAAGAAGAUUUAAAAAAAAAACAACUAAUUAGUUAUCACCUUACUUACCCAGCUGGUUGAUUACAUUGAUAAUUGCAAAACAUUUUCUAAAAUGUUAGGUUUAGACAUGAAAAUGAGUCAUUAUUUAAUUAAACAUGCGCUAAUUUGCAUAAAAAUCUAGUACAAAAAUUUAAACACGAUGAUGUCAGUUUAAAAAUUCUUGUUUUUGACAGAGUCAAACGUUUUACAGAGGGAAUUUUGGGCAUCUCAUUUUUGUCACUUCAUAAUUCAGAAAAUGCUUAGAAUGGACAGAAAACACUAUAUUUUAAAAAAUUUGGGAGGGUUUAAAAUGUUGUAUAUAAUCAAGCAAAUUACAUAUGAACAAAUCCCUCUGUAAAAACCUUCAGGAUAUAGGCAGGAAUAAAAAUGUUAAGUUUGGUGUCUAAGUGCUACUGAAGUGUGAAAAGUGAUAAGUUGACUUAACUUAAAAAAAAAAACUGAGGAAACCUGUUGUCUCAAAAUUAAAUAAUUAAAAAAAAAUUAACAAUUCA
Messenger RNA from Onychostoma macrolepis, 2694 nucleotides. RefSeq names its product DnaJ (Hsp40) homolog, subfamily C, member 25 (gene dnajc25). Gene Ontology annotation, biological process: protein folding. NCBI's taxonomy places the organism in Eukaryota, Metazoa, Chordata, Actinopteri, Cypriniformes, Cyprinidae. Bases 127 to 1161 code for a protein of 344 amino acids. Gene Ontology annotation, cellular component: endoplasmic reticulum membrane. The transcript has 4 exons. The record is from RefSeq and is a predicted model, not a curated record.